Mya arenaria is the source of this 1999-nucleotide messenger RNA. Its product is annotated as glutamate receptor U1-like. The record is from RefSeq and is a predicted model, not a curated record. NCBI's taxonomy places the organism in Eukaryota, Metazoa, Mollusca, Bivalvia, Myida, Myidae. The transcript is spliced from 6 exons. The coding region runs from base 87 to 1451 and encodes 454 amino acids. Gene Ontology annotation, molecular function: glutamate receptor activity; transmitter-gated monoatomic ion channel activity involved in regulation of postsynaptic membrane potential. Gene Ontology annotation, biological process: synaptic transmission, glutamatergic; modulation of chemical synaptic transmission. Gene Ontology annotation, cellular component: postsynaptic membrane; plasma membrane.
UUCACAUUGGCAUGGUAGUUAACUACUGCGUUCAAACUGUUGAGAGGCUCGAAAGUUGCCUAGUGUAAGAAGACAAGAUACCAACGAUGAACGGAUUUGCUUUUAUCAUUUGGUUUUGUGUCUCUGUGAUUUUGACACGAGCGGCUGUUAAGGCUGACCCUGGCGGUGAAUCUGGCAUAGUUCACAAGCAAACCUUUUCGUUCACUGCUUUGAUGAAAAGGCCAUGGAUCUACGAGGAACAAUCCGUUUACAGGGGCUUUCUUGUGGAUCUGAUGGAAAAGAUAUCCUCGAUUCUACGAAUUGAUUUCAAAAUUAUAACAUUGAUCGACGAUCAAUAUAACCGAACUCUUUCUGAGUUGCCUGGAGGGGUGCUUACAGAUAAUAUAUUGAAUACUGCAGAUUUCGGAUUUACUGACGAAACUAAACGAGAUGUUGGACCAAACGCCAGUUUUUCUCGCCCAAUUUUGUCAUCAGGGGCAAGGAUUUUAAUCCAAAAGCCAAAACUCAAAACGUACAACCCACUGUUGUUUAUGUUUUCUCCCUUUUCCACAUCAUUAUGGAUUCUACUUGUUGCUACUGUACCGACGGUGCUUGUAGGUAUGUUUUGUUUUGACAAAGCAGUUGCAAAGACAACGAAUCAAGAAGCCAUCAAGCAUUGGAAAUAUGUUGUAUAUGGGCGCAGAGGUGAUGUCACACGGGCACUGCGCAUUUCCCUGUUUGUGUUUGGCAUACUUAUGGCGUUUGUAUACGUUGCAUGCAUAGCCGGCAAAUUCAUGGAAUUAAAGAGAGAGCAAGAAGAUUCUGUACCAUUUAAGACUUUUCAUGAAAUGGUUACUCAGUCUGAAAUACAUUAUGGUGCUUGGUUUGGAAUACAGCUCAACUUUGCUGACGAUGAUCAGCGAAAGAUCUUCACUUACUUGAACACAAGAUAUUCGUAUUACAUGAACAUUAACGAAGCAGUGGAGAAAGUGAAAGCAAAGAACGGGAGAUAUGCCGCCAUUGUAGAUUCCCUCGAGGCUGAAUAUUUGAUUCUUAACGGCGAAUGCGACGUUCUGCUAUUAAGGGAUAUUUUAUUUCCUCUUGGCUACGCGUUUACCUGCUCCUCAAGCCAACAAGGCGUAGACCUGUGCGAGAACCUCUCAAUGGCCAUUUUAUUGCUGCAUGAAACUGGAGAUAUAGCUCUCUUACAAAGGAAAUGGUGGCCAUAUGAAUCCAAGUGCGAGGAACUCUCAGAGGAAGAUUUUGUAACAAAGAAGAUUUCCAAUCCGAAUGUUGAACCUUUGAACAUUGCAGAUGCGUUUGUUGCAUACGUUAUUCUAUGCUUUGGACUUGUGAUCUCUCUGUGUGUACGUAUUAAACAGCUGGUAAAGGCUGACAAACAGAGCACCGCUAAAGGAAAGAAUGACGUCACGGUUAAAUGUUCGGAGAAUGAGGAGUGUCUGGAAGUUUAGCUACGUGGUUGAUAGAAGUAAAGUCUACACAUGUACAUUACGCAUAUUAUUAUUUCGUUUUAAUUAACCAAUAGUAUGUAUAUAUAGUAACACAAGUUGUACCUCAACAUAUCAACGAUAUAUAACCACCAUAAGAUAUGACCUUUUCAUAGACAAUAGUAAAUUAUCAUGUCCUUCAGUUAAACCAUUGAGCAACAGCUAGUAAACGGGUAUAAAUCGACUGUCUUAAGAAAGAUAUUCAAUAAAUAAUGAAAAAAAAUGUGGAUUAAAUUCAUUUUCUGAAUAAAAAAUGUCCCUGAAAGAUGACCUUUCUUGUGGACAUGUGCAAAUGAUCAUCAAAUUCAAGUAAACGUACUCGCUUAUCGUUUAACUGCCAUUCAAGUAAAGCUAUUGCCUAUGUACGACGUACUCUUUCUUUAGAGUAUAAAUAAUUCAUAUUAUAAAUCUGCUCAAUAUGUUUGAAAUUAAUAAUAGUAAAAAUAAUAUAUAUAUAUAUGUUUGCCUUAUUUUUCUGUCAUUGCCUGACUAUGUAUUCCUAUUUGUAUAAC